Messenger RNA from Phaeoacremonium minimum UCRPA7, 714 nucleotides. Its product is annotated as putative glutathione s-transferase protein. Lineage: Eukaryota; Fungi; Ascomycota; Sordariomycetes; Togniniales; Togniniaceae. Gene Ontology annotation, molecular function: glutathione transferase activity; maleylacetoacetate isomerase activity. Gene Ontology annotation, biological process: L-phenylalanine catabolic process; glutathione metabolic process. The transcript has a single exon. The coding region runs from base 1 to 714 and encodes 237 amino acids. The record is from RefSeq and is a predicted model, not a curated record.
AUGGGCUACACCCUAUUCGUCGCAAACAAGAACUACUCAUCAUGGUCCAUGCGACCAUGGGUCCUAAUGCGAGCCUUUGACAUCCCAUUUGAGGAGAAGGUCUACAUGUUCGAACAGACCGAAGUGCAAGAGGCAUUCAGCGAUUUCUCCCCCAGCGGCAAGGUGCCUUGCUUGCACGAUUCAAGCGUCGGGAAGAAGGGGCUCGCUGUCUGGGACAGCCUUGCAAUCAUCGAGUAUCUCGCUGAACGAGAACCAGAGAAGGGCAUCUGGCCAACCGAGGUGGUGAGCCGUUCAUUUGCCCGAUGCGCCGCUGCCGAGAUGCAUUCCGGCUUCAAUGCCAUUCGCAACGAGAUGGGAAUGAAUGUUGGCAUCCGUGUUGAGCUGGGCGAGCCGAGCAAGGCGCUAAAGAGAGAUCUCGAGAGGCUGGAUGCGCUGUGGACCGAGGGCCUCACCAAGUUCGGUGGACCGUGGCUUGCUGGCGACAAGUUCUCGGCUGCAGAUGCAUUCUUUGCGCCUGUUGCAACCCGUCUGCAGACCUAUGGAGUGAACCUUAGUGAAUUAUCGAUGACCUAUGCGAAGAAGUUACUGGAGAUGCCUGCAUCAAGGGAAUGGAUUGAGGCGGGCACCCAAGAGACAUGGCGGGAUCCGGGACACGAUGAGGAGGCUCUGAUGGGAGGCAGGAAGCUGCUGGCUGAUUACCGAAAAAAGGCAUGA